Molecule: messenger RNA, 1535 nt
Organism: Leptonychotes weddellii (Weddell seal)
Lineage: Eukaryota; Metazoa; Chordata; Mammalia; Carnivora; Phocidae
Source: RefSeq, a predicted model, not a curated record
UGUGUCUGUGUGUGUGUGUGGAGCUUGGGUGCGGAGCGCGAGCCGUCAGUGCCCCGGUACGAGUUCCCCCGCGGUCUUCCACACCCUCCGUCGGUCCCCGCUCCUUGCCCCACGACCCUCCAGUGCCUCCACGGUCGCAAAACGAGCGAGAGCAUUGGGGAGCAGGUGUGGGGGGCGGGAGGGGUCGCAGCAGACAAAAGGGGCGCGGAGGUCAGCCCGCCAUGGCCUCCCGGAGCCUGGGGGGCCUGAGCGGGAGCCGCGGCGGGGGCGGCGGCGGCAAGAAGAGCCUGAGCGCCCGCAAUGCUGCGGUGGAGAGGAGGAACCUCAUCACGGUGUGCAGGUUUUCUGUGAAGACCCUCAUUGAUCGGUCCUGCUUUGAGACAAUUGAUGAUUCUUCUCCUGAAUUUAACAAUUUUGCAGCUAUUUUGGAACAGAUUCUAAGUCACCGGCUAAAAGAGAUAUCCCAAAGUUGCAGAUGGCUGGCUCAUCUCCAAAUACCUCUUCAAGGUCAAGUAACCUGGUUUGGUUAUGAAAGUCCUCGUAGCUUCUGGGACUAUAUCAGAGUGGCUUGCCGGAAAGUUUCACAGAAUUGUAUCUGCAGCAUUGAAAAUAUGGAAAAUGUCAGUUCCUCUAGAGCUAAGGGUAGAGCCUGGAUCAGAGUAGCACUCAUGGAAAAACAUUUAUCUGAAUACAUCUCUACAGCUCUGAGAGACUUCAAAACAACCAGGCGAUUUUAUGAAGAUGGAGCAAUUGUCUUGGGUGAGGAAGCAAAUAUGCUUGCUGGCAUGCUGCUUGGACUAAAUGCUAUUGAUUUCAGCUUCUGCCUCAAGGGAGAAGGAUUGGAUGGAAACUUUCCUGCCGUAAUAGACUACACACCAUAUUUGAAGUUUACCCAAAGUUCUGACAGCAUCAGCAGUGACGAGGAAGAGCUGAGAACUUUGGGAAGCAGUGGUAGUGAAAGCAGCACUCCAGAGAAUGUCGGGCCUCCUUUCAUCAUGGAUGAGAAUAGUUGGUUCAACAAGUGUAAGAGAGUUAAACAAAAGUAUCAGCUAACCCUGGAACAGAAGGGUUAUCUUGAAGAACUCUUACGACUUCGAGAGAACCAGCUGUCUGAGUCUGUCUCCCAGAAUAAAAUACUACUUCAAAGGAUUGAAGAUUCUGACCUGGCCCAUAAAUUGGAAAAGGAACAAUUAGAAUAUAUAAUUGUGGAGCUUCAAGAUCAGCUGACUGUGCUAAAGAAUAAUGAUUUAAGAUCAAGACAAGAGUUAACUGCCCACCUCACCAACCAGUGGCCUUCCCCAGGAGCUCUGGAUGUCAAUGCUGUUGCCUUGGAUACGUUGCUUUACCGAAAACACAAUAAACAGUGGUAUGAUAUUUUUGGAGCAGAACUCCCUGAAGUAAUGAGGCUUCAAAAAUCUUCUACAGCGGGGCGCCUGGUGUUGUUAGAAGAAGACAAUACGUGUGACCUCGAGAGCUCCACAAACAGUGAUAUCUGGAUUCCAAGACGGCUGAAACCAGGGCCCUUCCCAGGCUGA